AUGAACGAAGACAUUGAGAUUAGUCUUGCGCCGAUGAUGGAUGUGACGACUCCACAAUUCAGGAGGCUGAUUAGACUGACGUCCAAAAGCACCGUUUUGUUUACUGAGAUGAUUGUGUGUAGCACGGUUGUUCAUGUAACAUGUGAAAAGCUGCUGGAGAUGGUUGGCAAGUAUGAUGCGAAUACUGUUGUGCAGAUUGGUGGGAGCGAUGCGUCCGAGAUUGUCGAGGCGGUCAAGAUUCUUCAAAGUCUUGGAUAUAAGGAGUUCAAUCUGAACUGUGGAUGCCCAAGUGCAAGGGUCAAGAAAGGAUGCUUUGGGGCGAUCCUCAUGCUCAAGAAGCAGUUAGUGGCUGAGAUUGUGAACAAGGUUCACUGUGAUACUGGGGUGGUUCUAAGUCUGAAGAUCCGAACGGGUGUUGAUGAUCAUGAUGGAGUUGAGUUUUUAGAUGAUUUUAUCACUUAUUUGAAGAUGAACACAGCAUGUAGGAGCUUUUAUGUGCAUGCCAGGAAAUGCUGGCUUUCAGGACUGUCUCCAAAGCAAAACAGACAGGUGCCACCUCUUGACUAUGAAAGUGUAUAUGCAAUUAAGCAGCUGCAUCCUGAUUUGAAGAUAAUGCUGAAUGGAUGCAUUGAUGCUGAUGGGUUAGAAAAGCUAUGUAGCCUUGAUGGAUUAAUGAUUGGCAGGGAGAGCAUGAAGAAUAUUUUUGUAUUUUGGGAGAUUGACAGGAAGAUUGGAAAGGAAAGAUUUGGAGAAGGAGAAGAAGGAUGUAGUAAUGAUAAUGUUAGAGCGAAUACUGGAUUUGAUAGUGAUUGUAAAGAGAAUAAAUUGAUAGAUGAUAAUGAAAAGAAGGUUAUGGUUCAUGAAGUAAUAAGAAGAUACUUUGAAUGGUAUGGAAAAGAGAAGGAGAUGAGGAUUUGGGAUAUACAACCAAUGAUGAAUCUACUAGUUGGGAAGAAAGGAUGCAAAGCAUAUAGACAAAUGCUUGGAGAGAUUGUAAGGCGGAGGGAAAAUGCGGAGAAGGCAUAUAAAAGGAUUAUGAAUUUCCUGAAUAUGAGCGAUGGUUGUGGAAGAGUGAAAGAGCCCUUGUAUAUUGAUGGUGCCGGUGACUAA
Messenger RNA from Ordospora colligata OC4, 1110 nucleotides. Its product is annotated as tRNA-dihydrouridine synthase. Gene Ontology annotation, molecular function: tRNA dihydrouridine synthase activity; flavin adenine dinucleotide binding. Lineage: Eukaryota; Fungi; Microsporidia; Ordosporidae. The coding region runs from base 1 to 1110 and encodes 369 amino acids. The record is from RefSeq and is a predicted model, not a curated record. Gene Ontology annotation, biological process: tRNA dihydrouridine synthesis. The transcript has a single exon.